Molecule: messenger RNA, 5301 nt
Organism: Plasmodium coatneyi
Lineage: Eukaryota; Apicomplexa; Aconoidasida; Haemosporida; Plasmodiidae
Exons: 6
Coding region: 1-5301 (1766 amino acids)
Source: RefSeq, a predicted model, not a curated record
AUGAUGCUCGAUAAGUUCAAAAACAUUGUAAACCUAAACAACAGCGGUGGGGAAAAGGAUGAAGCGAAGAAAACGGAGGCAAACGAAAACCCAGAGGCGAGCGUGCCAGUACCGGGGGAUCCCUCCUUAGAAGGAGCAGAGGAUAAGGCCUUCUUCGAUGAAAUGCUAGGUGCACCACAGUACACAUAUGAGGAAUUCCUGAAGGUGUUAAAAGCUCCCCAGGAAGAAAGAGGAGAUACGGAAGACUUGAAAAAACAUUGGGGGUACCCCCGAAGGUGGAAAGUUAUUCUGUGGGAUUUACAAAUUCAGAAUUAUAUGAACAGUGAUUUUAAUGCGUUUGUCGAUUUUGACUUUGGGGGAAACCGGGAGGAGUGCCGCAUACAGCGAGGUUCUAGCAUGAAAAUCUACGCAAAGGGAAAGACGAAAAAUCUCCUGCGGACCCACGUGGUGUCCAACGUUGCCGCGGAGCAAAAAAAAAACAUGAAUUUUAGGAGCGUGUUUGAAUAUAGAGGAUCGUACCUAGACCUGGAAAAUGAAAAGCUAAGAAUAAAGGUGUGGGAAUAUAAACAACUCACAUUAAAUAAACUGGAAGGAAUAUACGAAGAGCCCCUCCUCUCAUUUGCAGUAGGACAGAUUUACAACGAAACGACUUUGUACAAAUAUAUGAAGGAUACUCGAGUGAAGCGUUGUCGCCUUUUCUUCCAACUCUACUUCCAGGAGUUGUACGAUUUUGAGUUAUCAUUUCUGAACUGGUCAUUUAGUGAUUUGCUGUCCUACACGUAUAUACAAGCUAAGAGCUUAAAGUACGUGGAGGACGAUCCAGAUAAACUGGGGAAACGGUUUAACAAAAGUGGACGCUGUAAUUUCUUCCCUAAAGGAGGAACCUGUGUAAAAGUGAAAAAGUUAAAUAAAAAAAAAAAAAAAAAAAUCGAAAAUAAAGACACAGAUUAUGGGAUCGACAUGAAUUCCUCUUUCAAUAGUGCCAUGUCGGAAAACUCAGAACGAAACAAUAAGAACAAUCAACAGAACAACACGGGUGCCAAAUAUAAGGACGACCGUUUGGCAAGAAAUUUAGAAAAAUUAUUCUUCCGGAAUUUAAGUUUGAUGCAAUAUGCGGAAGAGAAUGAACAAGUCUCCUACAAAAAUGUGAAUAAUGUGCAGCUUCCAAAUCCUAGAGUUACUAUAACCUUGACGCACACGCCCAAGGGACAUGAAGGACUGAAUUUGGUCUCCAUGGAGCAGAAGGCCAUUUGUUUCCCCAUCUGGGAGAACCUAGGAGAGAUGUACUUCCGGGGUACCCUUCGGGAUAUCGACAUGUCCUACUUGAAUAUUAAAGUCGAGGACAUGUCCGCACCGAAGAGUACUAGAGAAAUCGGAACCUGUCAAAUUCCCCUCAAAGGAGUGGUGGAUUAUCCAUACGUCGCUCACCAGCUGGAGGCACCCCCCUGGUUGAUUGAAGAAGCAAAGUAUGAAGAUUGGGAGAGCAAAUUGGAGGAGUGGAAAUUCGGCACGGUAGAUGGAAAAGUAAUCAUAGCAAGGGUUCCUCGGUACAGACAAACAGGAGACAUCUACCACCUGGAUUGUCGCUACGCUUAUCUAAUAGUCCACAUAUUUAACAUAGAUCAAAUAGUAACAGUCGACAAUGUAAAAGAAUUGGAUACCUACGUGGAAGUCUCCUUCGACGAAACGAGUAGGAGAACAAGAACCGUAAAGAAAACCUUGUCACCUAAUUAUGACAGCCAAGUAGCCAUCCCACUACGCUUCAAUCAUAAGAAUCAAGUGAAUUACCAAAAUUUUAGCAAAAAGGGACGUAUAUAUAUUGACGUUUGGGGAAAAGCAGACGACAUUGUUUACGUAGGAGGGGUAUCCAUAACACCAUACGAAAUAUUUUUCAACGAAAAAAAUGCUAAAAGGAAGAAAAGCAGACUCGAACACAUCGAUUUGGAGACUAAUGUGAAGACGCCAUACGACACAGUGGUCUACAGAGGGUGUAAAAAAUUACUCUUCCUUCAUGAUGAUCAGAGAAUUUCAAACAUACAUUUUAGCGUGUGGACAUAUCCAGAUAUGUUAAGCAACGACGAACAUGAGCGUGAUCGUGGCCCUGUCGUGGCGCCACCUGUUUUCAAUACGACAAAAAAUUUCCCCAGACGGUUGGCAGAAAAGUACGAUAAACUGAAAGCACUCUACUUUCAGGUACUUAAAACGAUUAGGGGAAUUCCAGAAGGAUGUACCGACAUAUAUAAGACGAAGCGUUUUUUUAAUUACGAAUUGUUAAACCAAAGAAAGGAAAGUCAUUUCCUGCCAACCCUAAUUACAAGUGUGAAAUCGCCCUAUGGGGCAGAGUCCACAAACGCUAUUUUUCACUACGUCAGAUGUAUACCUUUUAUCCAUAAAAAGGAUAAUAUAGCUUUUACACCAGAUUUUACACUACAGCUAAAAGGGGGAAAUGCCCUAGACCAUAGUCUACUACUGUGUAGUCUAUUUCUAGGCAUCCCCGUCAUAUCCUUUGUCUGCUUUGGAACCCUGUGGGAUAACCAGAAACAUGCAUGGGUAUGCACCUUCGAAUAUAAUGAAGAGAAAAAUUAUGGAUUGAUAAAAUUUUGGGAAACAACUACAGGAAAUGUAUACACAUUAAAAAAAAGAUUUAGCGAUAUGAACAAAUUAAAAAGUUUGGAAAUAAAGUUAAGUGAGUCAAAAUAUAAGUCUCACUUACGACACGGCUUCUUACAAAAAAGUGGAAUGCAUACAAACGAUGUUAACAGAAUAAAGGAAGAAACGAAGAAGCAAAUUAAGGAGCUCUUCAACAACAGAGUAACUGAUAUUCCCACCGGGGGACCAUCUAUUCCAUACAAAACCAUUGAUCUAAUUUUUAACAAUAAAAAUAUUUUUCUAAAUCUGCAGGAUCCUAACCCUUUAAACAUUUGGUACGACUACUGGAAGGUGGACUUGUGGUUUCCCUUCUCUUCCAUCGAUUACAGCAUCCAGCCCUGCUUCACCAUAAAGAAUUAUUCUCACAAAAUUGAAGACAUGGAAUUGGAUAGACUAGCUAAAGAACUUAGGGGUAGCAUUGAAAAAAAUAUAAAUAUUUAUAGAGCUUCUCGGAACUUGUCCACUAGGUGGAACCGAGAUGAAACUUUAGAACUGUUUUUGCAAGUCGGGUUGGAGUUACUGCACCAAUUGAACACGUCACGGAAGGAAGACGCACUGCUAGCCAAACUAAAAAUUGAAGACUGGAAGAAGGCACUAUACUAUAAAGUCCCACAGAGUCAUAGACUACUCGGAUUCCCCUACCAUUUUAACACGUGCAAAUCUAAGUUCAUUUCGGAUAAACUUAUUAGCACACUUGCUAUUUUAGAAUCCAGGGAUAGAUCCCUGUGUCUUUCGCUAGCUGUCUGCUUGUAUAGCCUCCCAGGGGACUUCAUUUCUGCUUACAUCUACAUCAUCACGUGUGUGAAGAUAACGCAGAGGGAGCUCCGCAAAAUGGAGAUCGUCAAGGAGAAGGCACAAAGAAUAGCGGAAAUCAAGAAUGCCAAAAAAAAACCGAAGGAAUCCCCCGAAGAUGCUGACGUGGUGGGGGUCGACGAGUUAGAUGUAGAUGCGUCAGCAGAACACAACCUGGAUGAGACACUAAAGGAGGACACCUAUGGAGAGACGGACGUAAAAUUUGCCUCAACAAAUCAGGAGCCGCCUUCACAGGAAAACGAUCAGGCGGAUGAACUAUAUCUGGGCCUCAUGGAAACCCACCCCAAUGACGAAACGGCGCAAGUAGAAUCCAUACAGAACACAGGAAGAGGUUCGAAAAAGAAGAAGCUAAAAAAGUCCGUUAACUUAGUCAAUAUGUUGCUCGCAAUGAACAAAGAAGGGAGACGCAAAAAUGAGGAAAAGAACUCUCGUGAGGAUGCCCCCAUGGAAAAGCCACACGAAAGUUUAACUCACGUGAAUGAAGGGGAUUCCACCAAAAAUGAAAAUGAGCCUGAGGCAGAUGUGUGUCGACCACAAGAGGAGGAAAGAAAGGAUGUCCAGCUGACUGAGGAAGCAGCACCCGAGAAAGACGGCCCAGUGGUGAGUUUCAAGGGGGACAUCAAAGCUCCUGAUUCGACUGAUUGGAAGAUGAACAAAAGGGUAGACACAAAGGAAUUGAGGAAAAAAAAAAAAAAAGAAAAGAAGAAAGAAAAGGAGAGCAAAUCGGAGCGGGAUAAAAACCAACUAGAAUUCGAAAAGCUAAUAAAAUCGAACAACUACUUUGAGAAGGAAAAAAAAAAACUGCAAGAAGACAUAGAAAAGCUGGAGAAGGAAAAGGAGGAAUUCAAGAAACAGAAAAUGCUAAGGGACCAGAAAGAGAAACAAAUGCUCCUAGAGGAGAAACUGAAACUCGAAAAGGAAAAGGAACUCUUCGAGAAUGAAAAGUUAGAACGGAAGAUGUCCUACAUGCUGAAAAUUAAUGAGUGGGAGAAGGAGAAGGAGCAAAAGUGGAAAGAGGAGGAAAGGAAGAGGAAAGAGGAGGAGAGGAAGAAAAAAGAAGAAGAGCGGAAGAAGAAAAAAAAAAAAAAGGAGGAAACUCGCAGGAAGAAGUUGGACCGGAUGAGCAGUGCUGAAGUGGAGGAAGAGGCAGAUCGGGAGAAAAAAAAGGAGAGGACAUGGGAUAUGGAAAGAGAGCGGGAGCUAGAGAUGGAAAGGGAACGGGAGCAGAAGGAGAGAGAACGAGAGCGGGAGAUGGAAAGAGAAAUGGACAGAGAUAUUGGUAGAAAAACUGGGAACAACGGGGAAGCACAGCCCGCCAUGCAGGAAAAGUAUUCGGACACGAAUGAGCUUAGCCAGCUAAGCAGCUUUGACGAGGAAUUGGACCUAAACCAGAUGUAUUCGAAGACAUCAAGUGGGAAACCAGACGCAAGCACUCGUGACGCAUUCGUAGCAGCACUUGUGGCAACAUUUGUGGCAGCAUUUGUUGCAACAUUUUUGUCCGAGUAUUUGUAUGACUUAAACGAGAAGAAAAAAAAAAAAAUAAGAGUGCAUACGAAUAGGAAGGAAAAUAGUGCCUCCACGUCCAACCUCUCGAAAGACAUGGAUGAGGUGAAGAACCAAAUGGAUGAUAACCCCAACAUCGCCAGGUACCUAUACGGGAAAACCCAAAACAGAGAAGCCGGAAAGAAAAAUUAUAAUUAUGACAAGCCUCACUAUGGGAAAAGUAUGAACGAAAUGACAUACACGGAAAUGAAGAAGAGUGAUUUAUUUAAAGGGUUUGCUGACCCCCCAUCUGGCAAGGCUAAGAAAAAAAUUGUGCUCGUGAAAAGAAAGGGAUAA